Messenger RNA from Penaeus indicus, 843 nucleotides. RefSeq names its product solute carrier family 23 member 2-like. The transcript has 8 exons. Gene Ontology annotation, cellular component: membrane. Gene Ontology annotation, molecular function: transmembrane transporter activity. The record is from RefSeq and is a predicted model, not a curated record. Gene Ontology annotation, biological process: transmembrane transport. The coding region runs from base 1 to 843 and encodes 280 amino acids. Lineage: Eukaryota; Metazoa; Arthropoda; Malacostraca; Decapoda; Penaeidae.
AUGGUAGAACUUGUGUUGAUUGUGCUUAAGAGCGUGGCUAUAGUGGAAGAUUCCCAGGACUUGUUGGUCAUGACAACAACUACAGAAGAUGACACGGCUCGACCGCCUCUCCUUCAGCAUGAAGAAUCAGGCGCGACCCCGACUCAGGAGACAGCUGAGUCGGAUCUCUUGUACACAGUGGAAGACGUUCCUCCCUGGUAUAUGUCCAUCUUCUUUGGAUUUCAGCACUACCUGACGAUGGCGGGGGGGACGGUGGCCAUCCCGAUCAUCAUCGCCUCGUUCCUCUGUCUGCAAGAGGACCACCCGGCUCGCGGGACCCUCGUCUCCACGGUGUUUUUCCACUCCGGCAUCGUCACUCUUCUGCAGACAACCUUUGGCAUUAGGCUCCCCAUCAUCCAAGGAGGGGACUUCGCCUACGUCGUGCCCACCAUCGCCCUCCUGACGACGGUGUACGAGCCGUGCGACGCCCUUCCCAUAGCCAACAUGACGGCUGUGGAUCGCGAGGAGGCCUGGAAAGUCCGCCUCAGGGACAUACAGGGAUCGAUUGCUGUGGCGUCGGUAUUCCAGAUCAUCCUUGGGUUCACAGGUGCGAUUGGAUUCCUCCUGACGUGGAUAACCCCCCUGGCCAUCGUUCCAACGGUUUCCCUGGUGGGUCUGUCGCUCUUCGACGUGGCAGCUGCACAGGCGGCUCAACACUGGGGCAUCUCCCUCCUAUACUUCCUCAACAUUCUCAACAUCAUUUCAAAAUCUCCAAGUAGGCAUCACACAAUUAUCUCCAGGUUAUCAUGUUAUCAUUCUCAUAAUUUCCAAGUUAUCAUCGUUUCUCAUCGUCAUCUUCUCUAA